UAGAAGGUUAUCGUUUUGCACAAAUGACAGCACAUCCCUUCAGAACAUUCUAUUGUCCUCUGUUAUCAGCCGCACACACUGUAUAAUGCCAGGCUGACAUCUCUGCAGGGAGUGAGUGAUUUUUAGGAUUGUGCUUCUUCUUCUUUUGGUGGUCGGGGUGAGCAGACAGAGCUCGGCCUCCCGUGUGAUCAGCAUCUCCCAUCCGAUCAUCCCCCUCCUCCCGGGCAGUGACAGCAGGUAGUGUCACAUCUACAGCCCCGCACUGCGCAUGCGUCAGACGGGAAGCUGCAGCCCAGGGCAGAGCUGGGGAGAGGCUGAGAGACAGAGCCCGGGCACCGGGGAGGAUGACUGCAGGGAGGGACUGACACACUGCAACGGAAAGCAUGUCCUGCCACCAUGAAGAGGAGCCCAGAUGAGGAGACACCCUGCCACCCUACACAGCACAGGAGCCGGGUGUGAACGGGGCUGUGACCGGGAGUAAGUGCUGGUAACGGCGGCUGUGACCGGAGGACAAGUGCUGGUAACGGACACUGUGACUGGAGAACAAGUGCUGGACCAUCUCCAGUCCUCAUACCUUCUCUUCCGUCCCUGCCGAGGACUCCUCCAGAGAACAUGUGGCUGUGACCGGGCUUCACCUUCCGUCUUAUCUCGUCCUCUUGCACUAGCACUUUUUUGUAGCAUUUCUACCUGCCCCAAUGGAGCCUUGGAGGCAGUGCGCCCAGUGGCUGAUCCGGUGUAGGGUGCUGCCACCGAACCACCGGGUGACAUGGGACACGGCUCAGGUGUUCGACUUGGCACAGACCCUCCGCGAUGGAGUUCUGCUGUGCCAGCUGCUCAAGAACCUCCAGCCCAGCUGCAUCAACCUGAAGGACAUUAAUCUCCGGCCCCAGAUGUCCCAGUUUCUGUGUCUAAAGAAUAUUCGGACAUUCCUGACUGUGUGCUGUGAAGCCUUCAACAUGAAGAAAAAUGACCUGUUUGAGGCGUUUGACUUAUUUGAUGUGCGGGAUUUUGCCAAGGUUAUAGAAACUUUAUCCAAACUCUCUCAUACGCCCAUCGCUCUGUCCUGUGGAAUAAGACCGUUCCCAACAGAAGAAAGUGUCCAAGAUGAGGACAUCUAUAAAGGAUUGCCUGACUUAAUUGAUGAAUCCGGGAUGGAAGAAGAUGACGAGUUGUAUUAUGACUGUGUGUACAGGGAGGAUGAAGCCGAUGAAGUAUAUGAAGAUCUUAUGAAGGCCGAGGCGACAGCGCCCAGUAGAACUGCCGAGAGUGACAUCCGGAGCUGUUGCCUCUUAGAAAUAAAGCAGACAGAGGAGAAAUAUUCGGAAACCUUGGACUCUAUAGAAAAGUUCUUUAUGGAUCCACUGAAGAAAUUCUUGCCUACAACUGACCUGCUAAAAAUAUUUGUUAAUAUUCCUGAUCUAGUAAAAGUUCACCGGAGCCUAGUGGUGGAGGUCAAUGACUCGAUCUUACAUAAAAACAGCCAAAACCUAUACCAGAUCUUCUUGAAAUACAAAGAGAGACUUCUCAUAUAUGGUGAAUACUGUAGUCAGGUGGAGUCGUCCAUAUCUAUUCUGGAUAGCAUCUCCAAAACUAGAGAAGAUGUCAGACUAAAGCUGGAGGAAUGUUCGAAACGGGCCAAUAAUGGAAAAUUUACCCUGCGAGACCUCCUUGUCGUCCCCAUGCAGAGGGUUCUGAAAUAUCACUUGCUGCUCCAGGAAUUGGUUAAACACACUACUGAUGAACAAGAGAAGAACAACCUUCGUUUGUCACUGGAUGCCAUGAAGGAUUUAGCUCAAUAUGUGAAUGAGGUGAAAAGAGACACGGAGACAAUUCGGGAGAUCAAGCAAUAUCAGCAUUGUAUUGAGAACCUGAAUCAACCCCUGGAGUCAUUCGGAAGACCGAAGGUGGAUUGUGAGAUCAGGUUUAGCACGCUGGACAAGCGCACGCGGCAGGACCGGUAUAUAUUCCUGUUUGACCAGGCCGUCAUUGUGUGCAAAAGGAGAGGGGACAACUACGAAAUGAAGGAAGUGAUCGAUCUCCAGAAAUACAAGAUAACCAACAACCCCACCAACGACAAGGAGAAUAAAAAGUGGUCGUAUGGAUUCUACCUUACACAUGUGCAGGGGCAGAACGGUUUUGAAAUCUACUGCAAGACCAGAGAUCUGAAGAAGAAAUUGUUGGAACAGUUUUCCAUGGCCUUGUCCAACAUUCGGCCAGAGUAUGCCACCUCCUGUAACCAUGAAUUUAAGAUGCACACAUUUGACCGGGUUACAUCCUGCAAUGUUUGUCAGAUGCUGCUCAGGGGGACCUUCUUCCAGGGAUAUUUGUGUUCUAAGUGCGGGACCGGGGCUCACAAGGAGUGCCUGGGCAGGGUGGAUAACUGCGGACGUGGAGACUCCGGGACUUCGAAUCCUAGGAGUGAAAAGCCAAUCAGACCCACAGAUUCAGGUUUACCGAAGUUGCAGGUUAUUAGGCCGUACAAUGGUUACCCAGCACCGCCGGUCAGUAAUGGCCCUUCACUCACCAUACAGGUUGGAGACACCAUUGAGUUAAUACGGGCUGAUCCUCACAGCCAGUUUUGGCAGGGAAAAAAUAUUACCACAGGAGAACUUGGCUAUUUUCCGAGUGACGCAGUAAAACCAAGCCCAUGUCAGAUGCCAAAGCCAGUAGAUUACUCGGGACAGCCAUGGUAUGCGGGGGCUAUGGAGAGGGUGCAGGCCGAGGUGGAGCUGAUGAAUAGAGAGAACAGUACCUACCUCAUCCGACACAGAACGAAGGAGAUCAGGGAAUAUGCAAUCAGUAUUAAGUACAACAAUGAAGUGAAGCACAUCAAGAUAUUAACCAGAGAUGGCUUUUUUCGCAUUGCAGAAAAUAGGAAAUUUAAAAGUUUAAUGGAACUUGUGGAAUAUUAUAAACAUCAGUCUCUCCGAGAAGGUUUCAGGAGUUUGGACACGACUCUUCUCUUCCCUUACAAUGCUCCGGAAAACCAGGCUGCACAUGCGAGUAACCGGACAUCAGGAAUGUUCCUAAGUCCAAAAAUUCUAGGUAUCGCCAUUGCACGGUAUGAUUUCUGUGCCAGAGAUAUGCGGGAGCUUUCCCUGUUCAAAGGCGAUGUGGUGAAGAUUUAUACCAAGUCCGGGACCAAUGGCUGGUGGAGAGGAGAAUCCAAUGGCAAGGUCGGCUGGUUUCCAUCCACAUACGUAGAAGAAGACGAGUGACGUAAAAGUUCUUCAGUGAGACACUGGAAAUAUUAUUGAAGUUUGCAGACAUCGGCUAAACCAACCCUCGUAGCGCGGAACAGCUGCUGAGUUCUCUACCGCCUCGGUACUGAUGGCGUAACUUUGAGCGCGCUCAGUACGGGAGACUUUUGGGAUGUACUGAUACAGCAUUGGUGGCCUGACGAUGCGUGGAAUGAGACUGGCCUGGAAGUGCCAAGUGUGCGAGAUACUGAAAACUCUUCGAAGCCCACAUCCUAUCCUGCCAAGGAUAAAAAAAUAUAUAUAAUUAUAUAUAAAAGUAUUAAGUAAUUUGUCGGUAAAACUCCCUCGAACAGUGCCUAAAAAUGUUAUUACCCUACUGGACUUUUUUUGUUUUGUUGUUUUUUUUGGUUUUUUUUUGUUACAACAGCAAAUGCGUUUAUUUAGUCUUUGUAUAGAUUAUUUAAUGUUAAUUGAAAAAAAUCUACAGCAGUUAAGGGGGUACUCCGAUGGCCAGCAUUCGGAACAUUUAGUU
Messenger RNA from Hyla sarda, 3732 nucleotides. It is a transcript of the gene VAV3, whose product is annotated as vav guanine nucleotide exchange factor 3. Gene Ontology annotation, cellular component: plasma membrane; cytoplasm. Gene Ontology annotation, molecular function: guanyl-nucleotide exchange factor activity; protein binding. The transcript has 28 exons. The record is from RefSeq and is a predicted model, not a curated record. Gene Ontology annotation, biological process: cell migration; regulation of GTPase activity; intracellular signal transduction. The coding region runs from base 696 to 3218 and encodes 840 amino acids. Lineage: Eukaryota; Metazoa; Chordata; Amphibia; Anura; Hylidae.